AGCCGCAAAGAAAGAGGUCGCGUGCUCAUUAUCCUCCGAGGAGAAAAAUCCAGAAAACCACUGAGCGUUCAAGCUUUUUCUUCGUUUUUCGUGUCAAUACAAUACAUCGAUCUAAGUGUGUAGAUGGGAGGCUUCACCCUGCACACCGAGCCUACUCGGUACCGGACCCAGAUAAAACCUGUGAUGGAGGUGAUGGACCACAACUAACUCAGAGUCCUCGCAGAUCAAGACCGAGGCCGAGGUUGAGCAGAGGAGGUGCUUUUUGGGAACGCGAGCCACUGAGCCAUAUGAAGCAGCGGCAGUGUGGAGGCCAGAUGAAAAAAAACGGGGCAAGAUAAGAUGGUCCAGAUGCGGCGUUUACUAAACCUGAUCCUAUGAAACAUGAAGCCUGCUGUUAGCUAACCCCGACAAAGUCGGACAAGGCAGAGAAAAAGUCAUUUUGUAGCUGCUGUGAUGUUGCAUCGGGAUACACUCACACAAACACACAAACUGAAGAGCCAAUACAAGAACUGUAUCAAAGAUGCAAUGUUUGGGGUGGUAGUAGCUUGGUAGCUUCAAGACCCUCUGGAGGUUCAAACAGAGAGGCGAGUGCAUUGUCAAAGUACCAAAGAACAAAGAACUGACCCCACAAACUGACAAGGUGCCACACCUUCCUGGAUUCUGCAGAAUUUCAGUUUGUUCAAAGUUCAAAUGUGUUUGCUCCACAAGAAAUCUUGGAAGUGGAAUUGUUGUUGUUUUUGCACCAGUGAUACUAAAACAUAAAAUCUAUUCAACCUGAAGAGAACUUUACCUUUGAAGAGUACGUCUUGAGAUCCGCUGAUCAGCUCAGUUGUUUUGCCUCGUCUUGAUGUUUUCGUUUGGGUUGUGGACUACUACAACUACUCAGUGGCGGUUCUAGAUUCGAUGGCGCCCUGUGCAAGACCCGAGGUAAGACUAACCCAACACAGUGACUCCCAAAUCACUUGUUUUUGUUAUCCAACAUGUUUCUAGUGGCAAAAAAUUUGCGACGAGCUUGAGUCGCAGAGAAAAUAGUGCUUAAGGAAGUUCUUUAUUUAUGGCUCAUAGGUUAGCAAAUACUCCAACACAAACAGAGGGUCAUCGACUUGAACCACUACCUCACAGUGCGAUCGACACAAACAGAAGGCAUUCUAGGUGUGCUAGGUGAGCUGAUAACUUUGUUCUUCUGCGAUGUGUGGGUUAAGCAUUUGCUCAGCUGCUGUUAGCAAAUACAACACAUAGCCUGUGUGCAAGUGAAUGCUGAGCAAUAUAAAUAUCAAUAUUUAUUCCCUGUCAUCCUGCGGCACCCUGGGCAAUUGCCCAUGUGGUCCAUGGCUAAAACCGCCACUGCUACUAAUGAAUUGCUUGAUGAAGUGCUUUUGGUUGCAAACAAGGUGGAGGACCGCAUCUAAUUUUAGCUUCAAUGAUAUGACGCUUGUAUAUUAGGCAACCAUCAGUGAAUAAGACGAAUGUCCUCCUUGCUUGGAGAACCGUCCAUUCAAUAAACAGCAACAAAUGAGAUUGGAGGAAACAUGCUCACACGUCCUUGCAGUGUGACAGGAAUGAAGAUUCGUCCAUUAGCCUGGCCUGUCCAUGCCUCGGCAUUGGGGAACGCCAAGAGUCUGAAGAAGAUUGGUUUUGAUUAUUCGCCUAAUACAUCUUGGAUGAGCCCUCUGAAGCUGCGUUUCAUAACCGCAGCCUAAACGUCGUCUGAGAUGCGAACCAUGGACAUUUUGGUUUUAUUUGUGGUCAUUAGUGUCAGCGUGGUCUUGUGGCUAAAGCUAACAGUGCUGUCAUAUUAGAGGAAAGAGCCGAGCCAAGCAUUAUCUUCAUUACAUCCCGCAAUAUCACCGUUUCUCUUAACGUUGCCCUCAUUUCCUCUCUCUCGCCAUCGCAUCUCCGCCUCGUUGAGCAGCUCUACUGACCUCUCUCAUAUCGACCAAUCUCCUCUCGACAUCGCACAAGCAGGGCAAUAAAAAGCUUUGAUUGUUAUUCUUGCUGCAGACAGAGAAGAAAGCAAAAACCUGAGGGGGUGUGCCAUUAUUCUAAUGAACACGCUUCCUGAGGCAGCCUCUUCACAGCUUUGUUUGCACGGUAUCAGCAUGUGUGUGGACUAUCUGAAGAUCUUCAAUGAAUCAAUGUCCCAAAGCCAAAACCCCUGUUCAACCCUUCGACUCUCCAUGGGAGAGCGCAAUUCUAGAUUUCUACAGGAACCUUGACCCCCCUUAACUGUGAAGAAAUAAAGACAACAUUGUGAGAAGGCUAAACAACAACCACAAAACCAGAAAAUUUCAUGUUUCUGGUCUGAUUUCUUCAUCUUUUCUUCACCCCCGCAGGCUGCAGAUGAGGACACCAGCAAAAUGCGACCGUGAGGGACCCUGUCCAAAGCCAUGCCAGAUGUAAGGUCUCCACCACCAUGUGACUACCCCUCCACCGCAUCCUGCAUCGCUGCUCCGUCCGCCAGCUCACCGACGGGCUGUGUCCCCUCUCUGGUCAUAGACAUGGAACCCUGCAUCGCCAACCUCCUCCCAUCUCCUGACCCCCUGCCUGCCUUCCCCCGACACAGGCCCGUUGUCCCCCACUAUCACGGUCUUCAAGGGCCUGCGUUCCCACUUGUGGCCAGGUGUAACAGCAGCACACUUCUCAAUAACUUGGGUUUGAGACAUUGCCCUGGAAGGCAGGGACCCCCAAGGAUGGUGCCCGAACAAAGACUGUCUCCAGACUGCUGCCUCCAAGCAGGAAGCAGCAGACCGUACAGGAGCAUGGAGAACCUGACCUCAAACUCUGUAUCCGAUUCAGGUCUGAACUCAUCCAGUGCUGCUGCAUAUAGGAGUGUGGACAGUGAGUUUAUUUUGCGCUGUACCUCUCAGAGUCACUGGUAUGAUGGGCCUCCAGAGGGAUCAAUGGUGUCCAACCCGGAAAGCCUGGCCUACUACCCUCGACAUGGAAUUCAAAGGAAGGAUCUACCCCUCUUCCCCCAGUUGCUUUUACCUAGAGGUGUCGAUGAACUGGAUGCAAGGAAAGGCCUGAGGGAAAAGCUGCGCCUCCAGAGUGCAAGAUCCGGGAUAGAAUCUCUAAAGUCCCUACCAUUACGGCCUCAAGUGACCACAGAUGCUGGGGAGGGCGUGACUCAUCAGAAUUCAACACGGCCAGUGUGCGGAAUACGCAUAACCUGCCCAGAAGACAUCAAGCAGGAAGUCCUAAGGCGGCUUCAAUUGCGCCGGCAGAACAGCAGCCCAAACCUGGCGCUCCAUAGCACCCCGCACAGCCCCAAAGUGCUUCAAGCAUCCUACACGACAGACAACCUUUCAGGCAACACGAACGGCCCUCAUUCUGUAUCAGAAUUCCAAAAAGGGCCUGUUGGCCGUCUUUACAUCCCGACCUUUGAGGAAUUCAAGAGGAUGAGGCAGAAAGGGAGGGAGCAGAACCAGGAGUCUACAGCAGGUUCUAUGGUACAAGACAGUCUACCUCCUUCUGAGGACGCAGAUCCUCUACAGAGAGGGGACUCAGAGGCAGACAAGAGCACAGGCAUAAGCAGAGUCACAUGUAAUGGCACCGCCACAAGCUCUCCAAUCCGCACAGGCCCGUCUCCUCGUUCACCCCUAAAGCCUGAGGAUAGUACAACCCAGCGAAGAUCUCUGCUGGCAGGUCCAUAUGAGGAUGGUAACGGACGGCGCAGGAGGUGCAGUCUGGAACCAGUGGGGUCAGUUCCUUUCCCUCCCAGCAGGGGGAAUGGGGAACGACCAUCCAGCUGCUGCCCGGCGCUACUUCUCGAGGGCACGGACCUAUCCAGCUACGGAGCUAAGAUCUACAAGAUGAAGGACGGCCUCAUAGGCUCAGCGCUGGACCUCAUCAAGAAGAGCUGCAGUGCAGAGAUCUCCUCCGAGGCCCCCGUCAGGCUGUCAGCUGACCGGGUCGGAGACAUCGCCGCCCCCAGCGCUGGUCGUCAGCCCUCCGCCGUUUCCAUGGCAACCACGGCCUGCGAAGGAGCUGGGGUUGGCGACGAGGUGCCUGCAGCAGCGGGAGCCGCAGGAGGAGAAGAGGAGGAAGCAGGAGAAUGCAACGCUGCGCUAGGCUGCAGGCGCUCCAGCUCGGACGCUGCCUAUGAGCUGUCGCAGACGCUGAGGGCACAGCGAGAGUGUCGCCUCCGGCCGCACUACAGCGACCCAAUGCCAGCCGACGCCUCCAAGCGCAAACAACUGGAGAUGAAGAUCGCUGCCGCCGCCCAUGCCCACACUCAUCGGCGGGAACGAGACAGUGCUCCAGCAGCCCUUCGUGGCCACUCAGAGCCGCCAGGUGAGGAGCGGCAGGUAGGUCUGAGUGUAACCCGGACCAGGCAACAUCGUUGGAGUACCAUCAGCAGCCUGAGCGCAGACAGCGGCGUUGUGGGCCUCAGCGAUGAGCGCGAGGACGAAGACAGUGAGCCCCGGCGUCCGCGCCGCAGUCGCGGGGCUGAGGUGGAGCGGGUGGACAGCGGCAUUGGCCCAGGCUUGUCUCGCACCUGGAAAAGACCCUCUACCUCGCUCCGGAACUGGGACGUGCACAGACCAUGUCUAGACUGCAGCCGGAGGGACGAGGCCUCCAGGGAGCGUGGAGCGAGCAUGUGUGAGCGAUGCUGCAAGCUGCGUACUGAGCGCAAGGAGGCCCUUUUGGAGUUUCUGAACACAGAGGCAAGCUACGGCGAGGACCUGCGCAUCAUCAAGGAGGAGUUCUACUGCCCCAUGCAGAGUGCCGGGCUGCUGACAGCUGAUCAGCUAAAUGUGGUCUUUGCUAACGUCCAGGAGCUGAUAGACGUCAACGACCGCUUCACAGAGCACCUUCAAGACAGCAUCGACCAGGCCAUCGACCAGGGAGACGAGGAUCUGCUGACGGUGUCCAUCGGCGAGAUCUUUCUGGAGUUUGUCAACAUGCUGCCAGCCUUCCAGACCUACUGUCUGCAGCAGUCCACCUCAGUCAACAUGCUCAACGCGCUGGAGAAGGAGAAAGAGCUGCUCAGGAUCUUCCUGGAUGUUUCCCAGAACGACAACACGGCACUGCGUCGAAUGAACCUGCGCUCCUUCCUCAUGGCGCCCCUCCAACGUGUCACAAAAUACCCGCUUCUACUGAGCCGAAUCAUCAAGGUCACUCCUGAAAACCACUCGGAAUAUGCACGUCUACGUGAGGCCAAGAGUCGCGUGGAAUCCCACCUGGAGCACAUCAACAUGAAGACCAAGCAGGAAGGCAACGGGGUCUCGUGGUCGCUCCGCUCUUUCCGCCGUGACAGCCGGAAGAAUCGGGAAGUAAUCAAUAUUGAGAUGCGAGAAGUGUCGAUGAAGACGGUAGGGUGGGCAAGGGAAAACACCCGCUUUGUCAUGGAGGGGCCGAUCCAGCUAUCCCAACCAGCAGAUGGCCAGUGGGUGAAAAAGGGCGCCAAGGCUCUCAAGUUCCAGAAUGUCCAGAGUCUCCUGAUGGUGAGGACCCAACGGGCUGUAGAAGGCCAGGGACAGAGCGCCGAGCUGGGCGAAGGUGGUGGAGAAAGCAUCCAAGACGGUGUGCUGGUUCUUAUCAAGGACAAGAGCAGUGGGAAAUUCGCUGUGAUGAGGGAGCCCAUCCACCUGGGGAACUGCGUGGUGUCCAUGGACCCAGAAUGCGAUGACACCUUUGAGGUGCUCGACAUUCGACGAGAGUCCUUUGUUUUCCGCGCCGUAGAUAAGUCUCGCACUCAGCACUGGUUCCAUCAGAUAAAGACAUAUGCUCGAGACUUGGGAACGUGGAGGAAAAGACGCAACGCUUUGCCCAACAUCAUGAUCAACACCAACCAGAGUCGCUCCUGAGACCAACCAUCUGACUGCCUUCCUUCCCUUUGCGAUAAAGAACCCCAAACUGCAAAGCUGCACUUUGGAGCCAUGCUGCUGCCUCUGUCCAGUGAAAAAGAGGACAAUAGCACAUUUUUUUUUUUUUUUUUUUUUUAAACAAAGCUGUAGCUGAUCCACGCAGUCAUGAAAUCACAUGUGGAGACCUACUUUUAAAAAAUGAUCAGAUACUUGGACAACCAAAAAAAAUGGGGCUGUGUGUCGGCCAUGAUUGUAAAGACUGUUUUGUCCUUCAUGAAGAAGAGUUGUAUUUUCAGUACUAGUGUGUCUGCUGGGAAGCAUGACUGAACAUUUUUAUACCAGACUGUGAUGGAGAUAACUGGAGUUUACAGACAUGCUAGCGGUUUGUGUGUUUCCUGUUUGUGGUGACCCCCCCUUCCUGUGUACUUGCCGCCACCUAGUGCACUCUGGCGGCAGAGCAACAUUCACUGCCACAGAUUUGAUAGUAUCUGGGAGAGACUUGGAUGGAAACACUGUUGAAGCAAGAUCUCACCUUACAGCAAUAAUCUGUCAGUUCCAGUACGCGUAGCCGCUUUAUUCCCCAAGACUCACUUUGCUGUCAUUUUCCUGCUUAUUGUUGGUGGACUCCUAAAAUCAGUCUGUGUUCUCUUAUGUGCAAUCCAAGUCAAGUCAUGUCAUGUUUCAUUUUGUUGUUCAGCAGAGUUUUUCAACCUUAGUCUGUAUGAAAUGUCUUUUUUUUUUUUUAAGAGCGGCUCGCUGGUAUCAUCUGCUGUCUGUCUAAUGGACCGCCAUCAUCAAAUUAGAUGAUGUUGAUCGUGACAGUGCGUGUUCCUUAUUUAUCUGUUUGUGACAUAACAUUAUAUGAUCUGCACAUUGUUAGAUUUAAUUAUUACCCCCAUAUUCGAUGUACGCUCUUAUGCAUCUUGUACAAGUACCAUCAGGUCAAAAGGCAUUAGGGAGGCUGCACAAAAAGUCACAUCACUGAGCAGCCUCAAUAAUCUCUCCAACAAUACUUUCUGUAUCCCAGAACUGUAGCUAGUCUCGAGUGUGAAGCCUUCCGACCCACUUUGAAUGAACACUACCUUGUUUUCCCCUUUGAUAAUCGGUUCAUUGGGUCACAUCCUAAUCAGAAUCAGGUCCAGAUCACAUCAACCGGUCCACGGUCUUGAUAUGGUUCCAGCCUCCAGUCAAAGUAACCAACUGUCAAAUAAGAAAAUCUGGAUUGAGCCCAAAGCCAGGCAUACAGUGUGAAAAUUGAGACCGUUUCAAAUUGAUUCCUCGUCAGCCUACUCACUUUUGAUUGUCCAGAACUCAGCCACACUUUCUCAUAGACCGUAUCUAUCUAUCUCCCAUCUGUUUCGAAUAAGCACUAGCUUGUGUUCCUUGGUUUGGUCCAUUUGGUUAUUGGUGAACACAGUAAUCCAACUCGGGUGCAGACCAAAUCAACCAGUACAUGGUUUUGGUAUGGUUCCAUCCUCUGAAUAAAUUAUGCAACUGUCAAAUCAGCAAAUCUGGAUUGAGCCCAAACUGUGUGAAUUGAAACAGUUUCAAACCGAUUCGGAGUCCGCCUACUUUUGACUGGAUUUCAUUUGGACAAUUGAUUUCAAGUCUCGUUUGUCAUCCAGUGUCGAGGAGCGUUUGGCAGCUUUCCACAGGUCAGGUGACAAUCAGAUCAAUUUCUGGCUUGAGACUCUACGUAAACCCUCGAUAUGUUUUUCCAAUCAAAAGAGGGAAGUAAUAAAUAAAAGCAUUAUGUUCUGCCAUCAGCGCUGCUGUUAGGAUUACAUUGUAUCUUCAGGACCCAAAGACGGUGUUCAGUGUGUUUGCAACGCUACCACAAAAGCCUUACGUUUGUUCCAGCUCAUUAGCUAAUCGUUUAUUUUGUGCCUAAGUGUUCAAGAGUUUGUGGUCAGGUUGAGAAACUCUGCUCAAAAGAACGCCUUGACUGUGUCUAACGUAUGAGCUGAUGUGCCUUGGCUCGUUCAAACUUCAACAUUUGCAAAGCCUCACUGAAGCAUUUUGACAAACUGCCCCCUUUUGGUCCACUUUCAGUCUUCAGGCGAUAUUCACUAUUUCAAGUCAUGAAAGCUUUAUUUUGUUUAUAGCACUUUAUUGAAUGCUCCAGAUAGAAGCGUUUACAUGAUUGCAUUCUGCACAACACUCGUUCCAUCAGUACAUCUGAUGUCGUUUGUGUUUUUGAAGGGUGACUGACCAAGGUAGCGAAUCACUGUGUCCACACCAACACUGCUGUGCUCCCCCCCCCCAUUCUCAUUUCAAAUCAGACCUGCUGUAUUGUUUCCUGAUGUAAUAUAUUGUGAGUCAUAUUAAAAACAUUUUCAAA
Messenger RNA from Dunckerocampus dactyliophorus (ringed pipefish), 8151 nucleotides. RefSeq lists its product as uncharacterized. Bases 2388 to 5810 code for a protein of 1140 amino acids. Gene Ontology annotation, molecular function: guanyl-nucleotide exchange factor activity. The transcript has 7 exons. Gene Ontology annotation, biological process: positive regulation of Rho protein signal transduction. Lineage: Eukaryota; Metazoa; Chordata; Actinopteri; Syngnathiformes; Syngnathidae. The record is from RefSeq and is a predicted model, not a curated record.